GCGGGCGCGCAGGGUUGGCGCCAAGUGGCUCCGGUGCUCGGGCCUCCGAGCUCCGCGCAGCUGCGGGACUGCAGGCGCGGCGUGUGCCGCCCUGCUCGGCCCUGGCUCUUGCCCGUCCUGUGGGCCCGGCCGCCCCUCCCCGAGCUCGAGGGACCGGUUUGGGACCGGGGCGCAGGGCAGGCCCAGGGGCUGCGCCUCCCCUCCCCGGUGUCCCAGGCCGGCCGUCCCACCGCGCGGGGCGGCUGCGUCGUUGCCCAAGUGGCCUGGCGCCCCAGGAAGGCUGGCUGCAGGCUCCUGGUGCCCCUCUGUGCCGUCGGGCCUCCCUGGAGCACAGCCUGGGGUCCCAGCCGCGGGCUGGCGUCGCUCAUCUGCAGUGGCUGAGACCCCAUGUCAGAGGGGUCGUGUCUCUCCCACAGCCCGGGUGCCAGCCAGCCUGUGUCCUGAGAACGGGCCAGCAUGCCCAAGAUAACCCUGAACGGCGUGGCCGUGGAUUUCCCAUUCGAGCCCUACAAAUGCCAGGAGGAGUACAUGAGCAAGGUGCUGGAGUGUCUGCAGAAGAGAGUAAAUGGCAUCCUGGAGAGCCCCACCGGCACGGGGAAGACGUUGUGCCUCCUCUGCAGCACGCUGGCCUGGCGGGAGCACCUCCGCGACGCCAUCUCUGCCCGCAAGAUUGCUGAGAGGGUGCAAGGGGAGCUUUUCCUUGAUCGCACCUUGUCAUCCUGGGGAGAUGCCGCUGCAGAUGGAGACGGCGCAGCUUGCUACGCGGACAUCCCAAAGAUCAUUUAUGCCUCCAGGACCCACUCACAGCUCACUCAGGUCAUCCGCGAGCUGCGGAACACCUCCUACCGGCCAAGGGUGUGUGUGCUGGGCUCUCGGGAGCAGCUGUGUAUCCACCCCGAGGUGAAGAAGCAGGAGAGUAACCACAUGCAGAUCCACCUGUGCCGAAAGAAGGUAGCAAGUCGUUCGUGUCAUUUCUACAACAACGUAGAAGAGAAGAGCCUGGAGCAGGAGCUGGCUACCCCCAUCCUGGACAUCGAGGACCUGGUCAAAAGCGGGAACAAGCACAAGCUGUGCCCCUACUACCUUUCUCGGAACCUGAAGCAGCAGGCUGACAUCAUCUUCAUGCCUUACAACUACUUGUUGGACACCAAGAGUCGCCGGGCACACAGCAUCGACCUGAAGGGGACGGUUGUGAUUUUCGACGAAGCUCACAAUGUGGAGAAGAUGUGCGAGGAGACGGCAUCCUUCGACCUGACCCCGCAUGACGUGGCGUCUGGGCUGGACGUCCUAGACCAGGUUUUGGAGGAGCAGACCAAGGCGGCACAGCAGGACGAGCUCCGCUUGGAGUUCAGUGCUGACUCUGUCAACUCAGGGCUGCACAUGGAGCUGGAAGACCUCGCAAAGCUCAAGAUGAUCCUGCUGCGCCUAGAGGCGGCCAUCGAUGCUGUCGAGCUGCCUGGGGACCACAGCGGCGUCACCAAGCCAGGGAGCUACAUCUUCGAGCUGUUCGCCGAGGCCCAGAUAACGUUUCAGACCAAAGGCUGCAUCCUCGACUCCCUGGACCAGAUCAUCCAGCACCUGGCAGGACGCACGGGGCUGUUCAGCAACACAGCAGGCUUGCAGAAGCUGUCGGACAUCAUCCAGAUCGUGUUCAGUGCAGACCCUGCCGAGGGCACGCCCGGCUCCUUGGGGGGGCCUGGGGCCUGUCAGUCCUACAAGGUUCACAUCCACUCUGAUGCUGGUCACCAGAGGAAGGGUCCCCGGUCAGAUGCCUGGAGCAGCACGGCUGCCAGAAAGCCAGGGAAGGUGCUGAGCUACUGGUGCUUCAGCCCCGGCCACAGCAUGCGGCAGCUGGUGCAGCAGGGCGUCCGCACCGUCAUCCUCACCAGCGGCACGCUGGCCCCCGUGUCCUCCUUUGCCCUGGAGAUGCAGAUCCCUUUCCCAGUCUGCCUGGAGAACCCACACGUCAUCCACCAGCAGCAGAUCUGGGUGGGCAUCGUCUCCAGAGGCCCCGACGGAGCCCAGCUGAGCUCUGCCUUUGACAAGCGGUUUUCCGAGGCCUGCCUGUCCUCCCUGGGUAAGGCGCUAGGCAACAUCGCCCGCGUGGUGCCCCACGGGCUCCUGGUCUUCUUCCCGUCCUACCCCGUCCUGGAGAGGAGCCUGCAGUUCUGGCGGGCCCACGACUCGGCCGGGAAGCUGGAGGCGCUGAAGCCCGUGUUUGUGGAGCCACGGAACAAGGGCGGCUUUCUCCGAGGUCUGGCUUGGGGCUGCGUGGUGGACGCCUACUACGCACGAGUCGCCUGUCCCGGCUCCAGUGGGGCCACUUUCCUGGCCGUGUGCAGGGGGAAGGCCAGCGAGGGGCUGGACUUCGCAGACAUGAACGGCCGAGGUGUGAUCAUCACGGGCCUGCCGUACCCCCCACGCAUGGACCCCCGGGUUGUCCUCAAGAUGCAGUUCCUAGACGAGAUAAAGAGCCACAGGGGCCCAGGGGGCCAGCUCCUCUCCGGGCACGAGUGGUACCGGCAGCAGGCGUCCAGAGCUGUGAACCAGGCCAUCGGGCGGGUGAUCCGUCAUCGCCAUGACUACGGGGCCAUCUUCCUCUGUGACCACAGGUUUGCCCACAUGGACGCCAGGGCCCAGCUGCCCUCCUGGGUGCGCCCCCACGUCAGGGUGUACGACAGCUUCGGGCCUGUCAUCCGCGACGUGGCCCAGUUCUUCCGCGUGGCUCAGAAAACUAUGCCUGUGCCCGCCCCCCUGCUUGCUGCCCCAAGUUUGGGUGAGGGAGCUGGUGCUGCCGUGGUGGCCGCGUCGCCUGGGCCCCUCUCCACCAGGAAGGCCAAGAGUCUGGAUGUGCACGUCCCCAGCCUGAGGCGGACACCCCCGGGGUCGCCGGCCGCCAGGGACGCCGAGAGCAGCCUGUGUGUGGAGUAUGAGCAGGAGCUGGGCCUCGCCCCGCGGAGGCCUGUGGGACUGCUGGCCGCCCUAGAACACAGUGAGCAGCAGGCCGGGGGGCCUGGGGACAAGGCGCCCCCCGAGGAGGAGCAGGCACUAGACCUCCCCACCUCGUCCGUCCUGCGUGAGAAGAGGGCGGCCCAGGAGCAGAGAGCGGGGCGGAGGAAGAUCAGGGUGCUGGGUGACCGUCAGGAGGGGCCGGCAGCCGAGACGCAGGCGGGCAGGGCCAAGCUGUACAUGGUGGCCGUGAAGCAGGCGCUGAGCCAGGCCAGCUUUGACACCUUCACCAGGGCCCUGCAGGACUACAAGAGCUCCGACGACUUCGAGGCGCUGCUGGCCCGCCUCGGCCCUCUCUUUGCCGAGGACCCCAAGAAGCACGGCCUGCUCCAAGGCUUCUACCAGUUUGUGCGGCCGCACCACAAGCAGCGGUUCGAGGAGGCCUGCGUGCAGCGGACAGGCCGCGGCUGCGGCUACCAGCCCGAGCACAGCCUUCCGCGGCAGCGGGCGGCGGCCCCGGCCCCCAGGGGAAGCGGGGAGUGUGACCUAAAGCUGACCCUGUCCCAGGGGGUGGCCAGGCAGCUGGACCCCGGGCAGCACCUGAACCAGGGCGGACCGCACCUGCUCUCCGGGCGGGCACCUGCAGGAGACCCCAGCAGCCGGCCCGGGGAGGAGCCCAGAGCCGCCGCCGCUGCACAGAGGCAAGGCCCGCCUGCCGCCAGGGCCUACUUGGCCGACGUCCGCAGGGCCCUGGGGUCCACGGGCUGCAGCCAGCUCCUGGCCGCGCUCACCGCCUACAAGCGGGACGAUGACUUGGAGAAGGUGGUGCCUGUGGUGGCCGCGCUCACCACGUCGAGGCCUGAGGACUUCCCGCUGCUGCAGAGGUUCAGCAUGUUCUUGAGACCUCACCACAAGCGGCGUUUCCGGCAGACGUGCGCGGACCUGAUGGGCCCGGCUGCCCCAAGCACGGAGGCUGCCCCAAGCACGGGGCCCGGGCCAGGCCCCCAGGAGGGGGCCCCCACCGCGCCGCCGGACCUCGCCCCUCCAGGCGCCCCCCAGCAAGAGAAGCCGGGGACCACCCAGAGCAAGAUCUCUGCCUUCUUCCCACCGAGGCCCGUCGGGGAUGCGGGGGCUCCCAGGCAGCCCCCCAGCGCCCCCCGCAGGCAUGCACAGCCCGAGUGGGCAGGCUUGGCGUGCCCGGGCUGCGGGCUGGAGGACACGGUCCCUUUCCAGUGCCCUGCCUGCGACUUCCACCGCUGCUGGGCCUGCUGGCGCCGGCUCCUCCAGGCCUCUAGGACCUGCCCGGCCUGCCGCGCCCCCGCCAGGAAGCAGAGCAUCGCGCAGGUGUUCUGGCCGGAGCCCCGGUGAGCGCGCAGACCCCGGGGCAGGCGGACGCUCCCAGGACACGCAGCCGGACACGUGCUCUUCACGGGGUGUGGGCCUGCCCGGAAGGCCCAAGCCACCUCGAGGUCGGGGUGGCUGUCAGCAGAGAGGUGCAGGUUGGGAAGUCCUCUUGGCUGCUGACUGUGGGUGGAGCCCCGAGACCAGGACUGGAAGGUGGGGCACCCCUGUGCCCUGCCCUCUGGACCCUGUGUGGGCCCUGGACCUGCUUUUAAUCAGGUGACCGGCCGCGUAAUAAAGUUGCUGACACUGUC
Molecule: messenger RNA, 4604 nt
Organism: Nyctereutes procyonoides (raccoon dog)
Lineage: Eukaryota; Metazoa; Chordata; Mammalia; Carnivora; Canidae
Gene: RTEL1
Product: regulator of telomere elongation helicase 1
Exons: 35
Coding region: 457-4317 (1286 amino acids)
Biological process (GO): DNA repair; negative regulation of t-circle formation; DNA recombination
Cellular component (GO): nucleus
Molecular function (GO): ATP binding; DNA helicase activity; DNA polymerase binding
Source: RefSeq, a predicted model, not a curated record